This is a messenger RNA of Brachypodium distachyon (stiff brome), 1769 nucleotides long. RefSeq lists its product as uncharacterized. The transcript has 5 exons. Gene Ontology annotation, cellular component: chloroplast. Bases 321 to 1079 code for a protein of 252 amino acids. The record is from RefSeq and is a predicted model, not a curated record. NCBI's taxonomy places the organism in Eukaryota, Viridiplantae, Streptophyta, Magnoliopsida, Poales, Poaceae.
CUGAAGUACCCACCGUCCCACCCCGACCCACAUCCAAUGCGCGCAACCCCUAUCUCUCCCCCGCUGCGCCGUAUCCGUCACUGCGGCGCUUCCCCCUCCCUCCCCCGCCUCACCCACGCCCACAAACCCCCUAUACCUCGGCGCUUUUACCUCAUCACAUCCCCGCUGACUCAGCCUCGUUCCACCAAUUUUGCCAUCGGUUUCUGAGAGUGCUGGGAAUAGAAAUGAGAAGAGGGCUGCAUUUCAGCCUGCAUUAUUGCUUCGAGUGUGGUCUACUGAAGAUUUGGGUCUUGUUAAUUACAAUUCAAUAAGUAGGAAACAUGAGCUACUUCCAAGCUACAACAUACAAGCCUCAUGGUGGGCUCACUUUGGACAGGCCAGUAGCGGGCCUUGGAAGAACUUGCAAACUACUUCGUCAACAUUCUGUAAGCCUGCGUUUUUCUAGAUCUUGCAAUCUGCAAGAGAAGGUAUAUCCAAGGCUCCUGGUUGCUGCUUUCCAUAAAAGGCUUAGUCCUGUAUAUGCCUCAAGUGGGAAGCGAAACCUUGAUUUUGUCAAUGAUCAAUUUUCCAUGGAAUCUUUGAAUAAAGCAAUGGAUGAAGCGAAAAAACAACGGUCCAUACAAGACUUGCUGAUGGAGAAAAUGGCUAAACUUAUGGGCCAAGGUUCUGGCGGAAAUGGUGGAAAUAUUAACCGUUAUGGAGGCAGUGGUGGUGGUUCUGAUGGCCCAGAGGAUGAGUCUUUCACGGAAUCAUUAUAUGAAAUGGUCCAAGUUUUGUUAGCUACCAUCGCUUUUAUACUCACGUAUAUCCAUAUAAUUAGGGGAGAGGAGUUGUACCGCCUUGCUAGGGAUUACACCAAAUAUCUCGUCACUGGCAAGAGAACAUCCCGGCUGAAGCGUGCGAUGCUUAACUGGCGUGAUUUCUCAGAUAGCAUCACAAAGAAGGAUAGCACACAGGAUGUUGUGUCUGGAAGCCCAAUUGCAUCUGAACCCAUGUGGUGGCUACAGCCGCAGAAGUUUGUUAACCAUUUGGGGGAAUUUUUCAGAAGCAACUUGCGCCCACAUACCCAGGAAUCUUAGCUCCUGACAUUCCACCAUCGUGUCUGAAUUUUCACCUUGGAAAACCUCUCGUUCCAAUCAUGUAUAGGCCAGAUCUAGUAGCAUGGGUAAGGCAGUGAAAUUCAUCGACACAACUAGACGGUAUGCUGUUGUUUCUUGUGGAUGGUGAUUCUCGCCUGGUGUAGUGAAAUUCAUAUGCUGUCUGUGUCCUGUAUUAACCACAGAAUAGAGUGGAGGGGAAGGAGUUGUUCUGGUCAGAUUUGUAGGUCAUGAAUCAUCCGCUGCUGCUGGGAUCGUCUGCUCGUGAAUGGGGUGCAGGUGGCAACUUGAAUGCUGAAUCUGAUGGACCAGAACUGCAAAGGCCCAAGUACUAUUAAAUCGAUGCAGCAAAGAAGUGUACUGUCAUCUGUCAGAAAAGUUGUGCUCACUGUAAUCACUGAAUUUGUUAUGCAGCUUCCUUUGUUAGGUUGCUUUGCACUCCCACGAUAGUUCAGUUCGUUGCGCUUUGUUGGCCUAUUUGAGUUAACGACUUGUAAGGUAACCUUAAUUUGCUGUCUUUAUCUAUGUACUGCUCUCUCCGUUUCAUAACUCUUGUUUCAAAUUUGCUCAAAAAUGGAUGUAUCUAUUUCCAAAAAGUGUCUAGAUACGUGUAAGAUUUUAACAAGAAUUAUGGAACGGAGGUAGUAUAAUAUAUCACGUGUUGUUGGACUC